AUGCUUACUGAACCAUCAAAACACGCAUGGACAUCUUUAGGUAUUGGUGGCACAAUAUCGAACAUUUCCGAUAGUUUUGGCUAUCACACAACGACAACUCCCUCAUCUACAUCGUCAUCAACUUCAUCAACAAAUGCUGGUGGUGGUAAUGGUUCGAGACUUAAACAUGAGUAUGAAAAUGGAUCAGGACGUGGAAAUACCGCAAAUGAUUCUAGUUCAAAUACAGGUCAACAACAACAACAACAACAACAACAGUCAUCUUCGUGGUCAUCAUUGGUUAAAUCUGAAUCACCACAUGGAUUGAGAGAUCCUUAUUCAACAUUUGCAAGUCAAUCAUUUUUCCCUCAUAAUGCACAUCGAUUUGGUAGUGGAGCAGCUGGUAUAUAUUUUCAUCAAAAACAAGAGAUUUCGAAAUUUAAUUUAUUAUAUUUUUUUCUGUUAGGUACAGGACAAAUACAACUAUGGCAAUUUUUACUUGAACUAUUAGCUGAUGCAAGUGCAAAUUCCAAUGUCAUUGCAUGGGAAGGUUCUAAUGGUGAAUUUAAAUUAAUUGAUCCAGAUGAAGUUGCACGUCGUUGGGGUGAACGUAAAUCUAAACCAAAUAUGAAUUAUGAUAAAUUGUCUCGUGCAUUACGUUAUUAUUAUGAUAAAAAUAUAAUGACAAAAGUUCAUGGUAAACGUUAUGCAUAUAAAUUUGAUUUUAAUGGUUUACAUCAAUUAAAUCAACCACAAUUAUCAGAAUCACCAUAUACAAAAUAUCAACAAGAAAUGAUGCGUUCAUCACAUGCACAUGCUGCUUAUUUUAAAUGGAGUGCCUUAAGUUCAGCAGCAGCAACAACAUCAGCUGUUCAUAUGCCACAUCAUCAUCAUCCAACAACAGCGGUUGCUGCUGCAUCAACAGCUUAUACAAAUUAUUGGAAUCAUCCAAGUACAUAUGACUAUGCAGCUAAUUUUCCUACGCCUAAUCCAUAUCUUUCAUCAUCUUAUUGGGUUAGUCCAACAGCAAGUACAACAUCAACUGGAACAGGAGGACUAUCAGCCACAAGCACAUCUACUGCAAUCUCACCAUCAUUACCUUAUUAA
Rotaria sp. Silwood2 is the source of this 1083-nucleotide messenger RNA. The record is from the annotation of a GenBank genome assembly. Lineage: Eukaryota; Metazoa; Rotifera; Eurotatoria; Philodinida; Philodinidae.